ACUUUGAGGAGGUCGACCGACGGUGACGUAGAACAACCCAAAUGCUUCCUAAAGUAGAGCCAGGCAGGAUCAAAAGAACUAUUGAACUUCAGGAAAAAUAUAUAUUUAGCCUGCUACCAGACUGCAUAGUUUGUUUUGCUAUGUUUGUAAUUGAGAAGAUGGACUCAUGAGGUGAAAUAAGAAAUAGGCAACUGGACAUUAAUGGCUAUUAUUAACACAACAUCCCAUCAGCUGGCACAAGAUUCAGACUGACAUUUCCUCCUCAAGGAAUACUUAAACAUGCAGUCCAGGAUUCCUGGCCCCACUGCAAGGGCAACAGCAGCAACCAGCAGUAAUACAAUGUCUCUCUCAACUCUGAACGGACAAAGUCAAACCAUUAGCAGUUUGAAAAAGCACAACAACCUGGCGUGCAAAUCUGGAAGCCAGAAAGAUUUAUCUGACCAUCUGUCCCAACUGCCAGUCAUGAAUGGGAAUAUACAAUUAAGUUCAACCACAAGGCAUGUUUCAACCAUAUCUCAGCCCAGAAAUCUACCACCUACUCGAAAGCAAACCACCGAGGCUUCCUCCAAACAGACUCUUAGACAGCUUAAUCCUUCAGUUUCUUCCUCAGCAAAUGAUUUGCAGAAGGUACCUGCCUCAGGAAAUGAAAAAAGUUUAUCGAAUGCUAACAGACCAGUGGAGGAAGUGAAAUAUCACAGUAAAACUUCUAAAAAUUCUACACAGAAUAGAACUGAAAUAUUUUUGAACAGCAAAGGGCAGGAUAGUUCAUUAGAACUUGGCAAUACUGAAUUGUACAGCACUGAAAUAGAUACUGCAGGAUCUGCGUACAAUAGUCCACGGACAUCACGAAAAGGAAUUGUUCAAUCUCUUAACAGAAGUCCAAGCAUGCAGAAGGCAGCAUCAAAAAUCCCAGACAGAGGUCAAAAAGAAGAGAAGAAAGAUAGUAAUGGAAUCAAUUCUAGAGGAAAAGUUGCUCCUACAAAAGCCUCUCGAAUUGCAGGCUUGAGUCAUACAAGAAGGAAAAUUUUGGAUGAUGUGCACAAAGGCGUUGCAACUCUUCCUCCCAGGGGGAAGUGUAAAUCCAGGUUCAGUAUUUCAAAUGAUAAUCUAUUACAUCUGGCAAGCUGCGGAGGUACGACAGAUAUGGAGAGACCUAAAAGCAGUUCAAGCCAAAGGCAGUGGAAAUCUGAUGUUAGCUGGAAGUCCUACAGUUUCUCCAAUUUACUUUUAGAUGAGAAUGAAGAUCUAUCAGAAUUAUCUGUCUCCUCUGUUACUUCUCCUAAACGCACAUUUACCGGUGGUGUAAAAACGUCAAUCAACAGCAAUGUCAUCAAACUUCCUUCUCCAUCGCAAAAUAGUCAUCCUAACACAGCAACAGUGGCUCCUUUCAUGUACAAAGGAGAAACGAAGAGAGACAGUAACAGUAUAGAAUCAAAGGACCCUGCUGGUCAUCCUAAUGCAGAGGACUGCAACUGGAAAUCCAAAAAAUAUCUUGAGGAUAUAGAUCCAGAGACACAGAGAAAACGAACUGUUCAGAAUAUUGUAGACCUUCGGCAGAACCUGGAAGACACCAUGUCUAGUCUGAGGGGAUCUCAGAUAACCCAUAGUGCUUUAGAUACAGCCUUUGACAGUGACAUAAGCGCUGAAGUGAAUGCCAGAGGCCGUGGCACAAGUUCAUCUAAUCGAUCUUCACCAUUGUCCUGGCGAUAUGGCCAAGCAAGUCCACGUCUUCAGGCAGGGGAUGCACCUUCUGUAGGCAGUGGAUGCCAACCUGGAGGAAAUUCUGGCUGGUUUGUUCGAGGGGACGCCUCUCAUUACUCACAUACCAUGCCCAUGCGGAGUUCCAGUAAACCGUGUAACAUUUCCCACUUGGACUUAGAGUCUCUGGAUGCUGAUGAUGUAGACCUGAAGUCCAUCAGUGCUGACAUGUCUGGCUAUAUGAGUGACAGCGAUUUGUUGGGAAAGACUAUGAAUGAUGAUGACAUUACAACCGGUUGGGAUGAAAGCAGUUCUGUCAGCAGUGGUCUCAGUGACACCUCCGACAACCUUAGCUCUGAAGACUUAAAUGCCAGUUCGUCCCUCAACUCCUAUCCAACUACACCAGUUGCUUCCAGAAGAAAUUCUGGGAUAGCGCUCCGAACUGAUGCAGAAAAGCGUUCCAUGGUGGAGAGUGGCCUGACCUGGUACAGUGGCUCUGAAGGUAAAGGUCAGAAGAAGUCUGAGGGUGGCUACGAUGCCAGCAACCUUAAAAUGGAUCAAAACACAAAGUGGAGACGUAUCCGGAGUGAAUCAGCAGAAGAAUCAACGAAAAACGAACUAAAGAAACCGCAAUCUACUGGACAAACUAGUUCACUGAAAAGAGGUGGGGCACCGGUAGGAGUAACUUCCCCAAUGACCAGUUCAGGAGCAGGCUCACUGAAAGUAGCUGGUAAAAUUGAAUCUAAAGUGCCAGACAAAGGAAAAUUGGCUCUCAAAGGAACAAGUUUGCAAAGAUCUUCAUCUGAUGCUAGUAGAGACAGAGUUGGGGAAACACGCAAACCUCCAUCAGGUAUUUCGAGACCUUCUACUGGUGGUUCUUUUGGCUAUAAGAAGCCUACUACAGGCACAGCAACAGUGAUGACAGCCAGUGGAAGCUCUCCUUCAACAGGAAAAACUCAGAAAUCUACAGGCAUCCCUGUUAAACCAACAAACUCCAGGAAAACCAGCCUUGAUGUUUCUCAAAACCACGAUGGCUUUAUGUCGUCAGGUGCGAGGACAGCCGUGCAGUACCGUAGCUUGCCACGCCCAGCCAAAUCAAGUUCUGUUAGCAUCACUGGUCGAGGAGGUGUAAAUAGGCCUGUUAGCAGCAACAUUGAUCCAAGCCUCAUUAGCAGCAAGCAUGGAGGCAUCCCUGUUUCUCGUCUGAAAGAACCCUCAAAAAUUGGCAUGGGGCGAGCAAAUUCAGUACCAGUGAAUCAAACUGAUCGUGAGAAAGAGAAGGCAAAAGCAAAGGCAGUUGCUUCUGAUACUGAAUGCACAACAACAUCAAGUUCUACAAAGGCCACUUCAGCUCCAGAAAGUCAUAGUAAGUUACAAGGAAUGCGACAGCCAAGUUCCAAAUUCUCAGAGAUGUCAUCUCCAACAGCACAAAGGGUGAUGAGUUCAAAAGGAAUCGGCAAGCCACCUGCAAUAGCCAAUAUUGACAAAAUCAACUCGAACAGCCUGGAUUCUUCAACCUCAGGACAUGCAUCUGUCACUAGCAGCGUUGCCAAUGAAACUUUAACCAAAACCCCUGAUGUCCAGACAACUGGAAUCAGUUUGACUCCUUGUCUGACACCCAGUCCUGCCCCUGUGCUUAAUGUAAAUUCUAGUACUUUUAGUCAGGGGCUUGGUUUAGUUAGCAAUUUCACAAACAACAAGGAAACCUUAAUGUACCCUAAACUUAGUAGCCUGCACACCAGCAUGGAAUCUUUGGAUCUUCCAUUGAGUGUUCCAUGUUCAUUCUCUGCGAGUGGUACGCUUUCAAGAGAAGAGGAUCACGGUGCGCUCACAUGGACUGGGAGUUCUAGAUUCUCACAGAUGGAGAGUGCACAACGUGACAGAAAUACUCUGCCGAAAAAAGGACUAAGGUAUGGAACGAGUUUGCAGCAAGAAGAUAACAAGGAAUGGCUCCACGCACGCUCUGUUGGAGGCUCUGUGGACUCAGAUAGCCAGUUACUCUCCUCCCCCUCUACUGUUCCAUUAUCAAAUUUAGCAAGCCCCACUGCAGUAUCCCAGCUCAGCAGUCCCACUCCAAAAAUGAUGCGCUCAAACAGCAUUCCAACUCAUGAUUCCUCUUUUGACUUGUAUGGAAGUUUGCAGAUGGGGAGCACAGUUUCUUUGGCAGAAAGACCAAAAGGAAUGAUCCGCUCUGGUUCAUUUAGGGAUCCUGUGGAUGAUGUUCAUGGCUCAGUGCUAUCACUUGCCUCCACCACGUCAUCUGUUCAUUCCACAAGUGAAGACAAGGCCCAAGGAGAGCAUAUUCGCAAGCUGCGUAGGGAACUUGAAUCCUCACAUGACAAGGUUUCUGCACUUACAUCACAACUGUCUACUAAUGCUCAUCUUGUGGCAGCAUUUGAGCAGAGUUUGACUAAUAUGACAUCUCGUCUGCAGAGUCUUGCCUUGACAGCAGAACAAAAGGAUUCUGAGUUAUUUGAUCUUAAAGAAACAAUUGACAUGCUGCACAAAAAGAAUGCCGAAGCACAAGCUGUUAUACAUGGAGCAUUGAACAAUCCUGACUUAACACCCAAAGAAUUACGUAUAAAGAGGCAGAAUUCAUCAGACAGCAUCUCCAGUCUCAACAGCAUAACAAGCCAUUCCAGCAUUGGGAGUGGUAAAGAUGCCGAUGCCAAAAAGAAGAAAAAGAAAAGCUGGCUAAGAAGCUCAUUUAAGCAAGCCUUUACGCUCAAAAAGGCACCCAAACCAGCAUCUUCAUAUUCUGACAUUGAAGAAAUAGCAACACCGGACUCUUCAGUACCAUCUUCCCCUAAAGUACAACGUGAAGAUGCAGAUUCAUCAUCUGUCCCCAUUAAACCAUCGCAUUCAUCCACUGAGGUCUAUGACUCCCGCGAGCCUGAUUUGAAGGAGGUAUCAAACCUACGGAAUGAACUAUGGGAUAAGGAAAGGAAGCUAACAGAUAUUCGCCUGGAGGCACUUAGUUCAGCUCACCAGCUGGAGCAGUUACGAGAAGCCAUGCAUAAUAUGCAGGUGGAAAUUGAGGCAUUAAAACUGGAAAAUGACCGUCUUAAAGCAGAUACAGGUACUGGAGCUUCGCAGGCUGUAACAUUAUCGUCUGCCACUUCCUCACCUCGGCGAUCAUUAGGGCUCACCUUAGCUCAUUCAUUCAGUCUAAGUCUUACAGAUUCUGUUGACCAAGAUGUAUCCCCAAUGGAUGGGGUGACCAGUUCCUCAUUGAAGGAAGAAAGAAAUGUUCGAAUUGUCGUCCUUCUGACUGAGGAGCAGAUGUGUAAUGAAACCACAAAGCAGCAAGAAUUUUUCAUUGGUUCUACAAAAGUAACUGGAACAACUGACUGGACUAUGUUAGACGGAGUUAUCUGCCAACUAUUUAAGGACUACAUUACAAAGGUUGAUCCAGUUUCUUGUCUUGGAUUGAGCACAGACGCCAUCUACAGCUACAGUGUCGAUCAUGUAAAACGAAUAUUUGGAACUGAUGCACCAGACAUGCUGCCCUAUAGAUAUAUAGGAAAAGAAUCCACAAGCUUCGCUGUAACUUUGAAAGGACUGAAAGAGAAAAGUGUGGACAGUUUGGUUUUUGAAACCCUGAUUCCCAAACCAAUGAUGCAGCAUUACAUCAGUCUUCUGCUCAAACAUCGAAGGCUUAUUUUGUCAGGGCCCAGUGGGACUGGCAAGUCCUAUCUGUCUAUUCGCUUGGCUGAAUACUUGGUUCAGAGAUCAGGACGAGAGGUCACUGAUGAAAUCAUUGUAACAUUUAAUAUGGAUACACACUCAUGCAAGGAUUUGCAGCUGUACCUUUCUAAUCUCGCCAAUCAAAUUGACAGAGAAACCAGCACAGGCAACGUACCUUUGGUAAUAAUACUUGACGACCUCAGUGAGCCUGGUUCUCUAAGUGAACUUGUCAAUGGUGCCCUUACGUGCAAAUAUCAUAAAUGCCCAUAUGUAAUUGGAACUACCAAUCAGCCUGUCAAAACAACACCAAACCAUGGCCUUCACCUCAGUUUCAGGCUGGUGCCAUUUUCUAACAAUGCGGAGCCUGCUAACGGAUUCCUAAGUCGCUAUUUGCAACGAAAGCUGAUUGAAUCGGAGAAUGAUGCAAAUGCGAACAAUACUGAAAUCCUCAAUAUUCUUAAUUGGGUGCCCAAGUUAUGGUACCAUCUCCACACAUUUCUGGAAAUGUACAGUACAUCUGACUUCCUUAUUGGUCCUUGUUUUUUCCUGUCCUCUCCGGUCAAUGUGGCUGAGUUCAGAGAAUGGUUCAUCGACCUUUGGAAUUAUUCCAUUCUUCCUUAUCUUCAGGAAGGGGUAAAUGAUGGGAUCAAGACAUAUGGAAGGAAAGCUGUGUGGGAAGACCCUGCUAAAUGGGUGCAGGAUACUCUACCUUGGUCAACUGCUUCACAAGACCGCUCAAAAAUCUUCCAUUUGCCUCCUCCAAGUACAGGAUCACAAGUUACAGGGCCUCCUGCAGAUAAAAAAAAGAUCAAAGAGACAGCGCCUACUUCACUUGAAUCAGACCCACUCAUGACUAUGCUACUGAGACUUCAGGAGGCAGCCAAUUACACCCAAAGUUGUGAAGGCGAAAACAUCCUGGAAUCAUCUUUGCAAUCAACACAUUGAAAAGAAAAACACAACAAGGAAUAUGGGAGCCAUCUUGUUUUUAAUCAUGCCACAACUACACUUUGGAUAUUGUAGUUCUGAAACAGAAGUAUAUUCUGUAAUAGAUGUAGUUAGGUAGGGGGCUAAAUUAAUUGAUGGGUAAAAUUGUAGGUUUAAGGCCCAAAAUCAUAUGUAAGUUAACUGUGAUCAUUUAUUGUAAAUCAUAUUACCUAGCCAUCUGGAAGGAAAAAAAAACAUCUAAUUAUAUAGACUGUUAAUGCUGUAUUUGUACUUUAUAAUUCAAAAGUGCAUGGCAAUCAUUUAAGCAGAAACAAAUAAGAUUUUAGUGAGCUUUAUUAAGGUCAACUCCUAAUCUACAACUCAAACAAUUAUAGGAGCCAUCGCUGUUCCACUACUGCUGCCAUCUCAGAUGUCACACUGGUGCUGACUGGAGGACCUCUCCACCAAUCUCUACAGUUUAUAGUGCUCAAAACCUCAUUAGUCCACACAGCUUGUGAAAUGUGAAUCAUGGUGAAACCACUAAAACAGGAAUUUGUAUUUUCCAAGUUCUAAAUAGGUGCGCUUUGUAAUUGGAACAUUUUUGUGCCCUGAAUUUGGCAGUGAAAUUGUUUCUGAAAUUAGGACAUGCAUUCAAUUUUAAGCUCAAGGUGGUAACAUUUAUGACAGGAACCCUUUAAGUACUCUUUCCUUCUGCCCUCCUUCAAACAUGAAACUUUUCAAUCAAAAUGUGGUCUAUUAAAUUUCACAUUGCAAAGGACGGGCAGGAGAAGAAUGAUUGUAUAUUAUGGAAACAAAAUUGUUAAUUCCAGAAGCUAUAUU
Molecule: messenger RNA, 7149 nt
Organism: Carcharodon carcharias (great white shark)
Lineage: Eukaryota; Metazoa; Chordata; Chondrichthyes; Lamniformes; Lamnidae
Product: neuron navigator 1-like
Exons: 33
Coding region: 280-6330 (2016 amino acids)
Biological process (GO): nervous system development; neurogenesis; neuron migration
Cellular component (GO): axon initial segment; microtubule cytoskeleton
Molecular function (GO): ATP hydrolysis activity
Source: RefSeq, a predicted model, not a curated record